Molecule: messenger RNA, 729 nt
Organism: Laetiporus sulphureus 93-53
Lineage: Eukaryota; Fungi; Basidiomycota; Agaricomycetes; Polyporales; Laetiporaceae
Exons: 7
Biological process (GO): import into nucleus
Cellular component (GO): cytoplasm
Source: RefSeq, a predicted model, not a curated record
AUGACAUUGGCAGGCCUCAAUGCUCUAAUCCUUGGUGCGACCGGUGCGACGGGCAAGCGUCUGCUACAGGAGCUGCUUGCGUCACCCCAGUAUGCCAGUGUGUCCGAGUAUGGGCGGCACAUAACGUCUCCGGAGAAGAUCGUGACGGGGAAGGAGAAGCUCGACCAGAAGAUCAUUGAUUUUGAGAAGCUCGAGGAAGCCGGCUUCAGGGACAAGAAGUGGGACGUGGUCUUCAUCACUAUGGGGACGACGCGUAAGAAGGCGGGCAGUGCUGCUGCGUUUGACAAGAUCGACAGAGAAUAUGUCGUCAACGCCGCCCGCGCAGCCAAGUCCGACGACCCGUCGCAUCCCCAACGGCUGCUCUACGUAUCCGUUGGCGGCGCGAGCCCCAGUUCUUGGGACUUCUACUGGAGGAGCAAGGGCAUCACCGAACAGAAGAUCGCCGAGCUCGGUUAUAAUGACACAAUUAUCUUCCGCCCUGGUAUACUGGGCGAGGCGGACCGGGGCGAGACACGGGUGAUGGAGUCGAUCGCGACCUCCGUACUAUGGCUCGCGUCCAAGGUAUCGUCGAGUGUAUACAUGCCCGUUCCUACUCUUGCAAAGGCCAUGCGCGUGGUAGGCGCGGUCGGGUCCUCCGGCCUCCCUCCAGAUACUGUGCAGAAGGCAGGCAGUCCAAAGACCCCCUUUAGCGUCCUCGACAACAGCAGCAUACUCAACAUCGCCGAUGCU